Messenger RNA from Arachis ipaensis, 816 nucleotides. RefSeq lists its product as uncharacterized. The record is from RefSeq and is a predicted model, not a curated record. NCBI's taxonomy places the organism in Eukaryota, Viridiplantae, Streptophyta, Magnoliopsida, Fabales, Fabaceae.
AUGAGAUUGUGGAUCUUGCUUAUGAGACCUAACGAAGAAGAAAAGGUGCGGAGACUAGUGAGUGUUGGUUCAACCGUGGUUGGAUUGCUGUGUUACUCUUACAGCACCAAUUUCAUCCACCUUUUCGGAGAGUGGAACUGGUGGAAGAUCUUUCUUUACCUCUUAUUCAGUUGCCUCGUUUGUUUGGCCGUCUUGUUUCAUAAAGCAUGGAAUAUCAUUCCCCACCAGCACGAACGCCUUUCGAAAUUCUUGGUUUUGACCUCCUCCACUGUCUUCUUAUUCUUCUCUGAUAGAGCUUCGAAUGGGGAAUCAGAUGCAUACGGCGUCAUCUCGUACGUUGCCUUCGCCGUCAUGUCCCUUGGUUGCAGGUUCAGUGAACUCCUCACCGUGUUCACGGGAGCUCUAAUUGUACAGCUCAUGGGAAUCAAGUUGUUCUUAGGUGCUGUGGGAGUGGUUUUAUGCUUCAUCUUCAUUGUUCCAGCUCCCUAUUUUGUUGAAACCCAAGGUCAGUCUCAGCCUUCUAAUCAAUUUCAAUCCUCCAGCCAAGAUGAGCAUCAACAAGUAAUCGUUGACAUAGAUCCGCGGGUGGAAGAUGAGGAGUCGGUGGAGGCGAAGACGAGGGAGUCGAAGGUUGAAGACGACGAGGUGAGGCAGAGGCCGGCGACGACGACGGAGUCCACGGGUGAAGACGAGAAGGUGGAAACGAAAGCGGACGAUUUCAUAAACAAGUUCAACAAGCAGCAGCUGAAGCUGCAGAGGACUCGUUCCAGUAUCCGUUACAAAGAGAUGCUCAAAGCAAACUGGGGAAAAGACUAA